Messenger RNA from Penicillium alfredii, 615 nucleotides. Its product is annotated as Tyrosine-protein phosphatase 1. NCBI's taxonomy places the organism in Eukaryota, Fungi, Ascomycota, Eurotiomycetes, Eurotiales, Aspergillaceae. The coding region runs from base 1 to 615 and encodes 204 amino acids. Gene Ontology annotation, molecular function: protein tyrosine phosphatase activity. Gene Ontology annotation, biological process: protein dephosphorylation. The transcript has a single exon. The record is from RefSeq and is a predicted model, not a curated record.
AUGACCCAUAUCCCCGAUAAACCUGGCGAAAAGAAGGUUUUUGAAAAGCCCGAAAGACUAAAUUAUGGCGACAAGAAGUACACAGGACCUGGCGAGUCCGGUUAUACUGUUACCUUGCUAGAGUCCAACGACAAACUUCUAGCCAGCCAAGGAAUUCAACAACGCACAAUCGAGAUCAAUUGUGGGAAAGAAACCAGAAAAGCGGUCUAUGUGGGAUACGAUCUUUGGAAAAACCACGCCGGAGCCCCUGUGGAGCAUGUGACAACUAUUCUCAGGCUGAUGGCCGAUGCUCGAAGGAAUAACCCAGAGACUGUCAGCGUUAUCAACUGUGCCAUGGGAGUAGGCCGCUCCGGUACAGUGGCUAUCCUGGAUUGGUUGACAAGGGUUGUCAAGCAGGACUCGGCAUGGUAUUUUGAACCGACAGACAAUUCAAUCUUGAAGGACGAGUUUCUGCAGAAUGCGUUCAAAGAAAAUGAAUCCAUCAAAAAACUUGCCACAGAUGAUCCAAUCCUUGCAAUGAUCCUAUACUUUCGCAAAUAUCGGAGGGUCAUCGACGCCCCAGCCCAGAUCGGUACAAUGCGCAAGUAUAUGUACCAGCUUUACAUGGACUGUUGA